ACCAAAUUCAGACGCCCGCCGGCUCGGCCUAUCUUGGGGCGGCCUGGCGGAUUUAUGGCCUGGGACGUGCCCUGCAUCCUGAACCAGUUCGCCGCGAGUCUCGCGAGAGCGGAGGACGCCGCCGGCGUGGGCCCCCGCGCGCGGCGGUACAACGCGACGGGCUGGUCGUUCGUGAGGAUGGCCGACCUCGCGGACAAGUCGUGGUCGAACUGGGCGCGCCACCGGGCGGCCGUCGUGCUGCCCUACGACCCGCAGCAGAUCGUGUUCUACGAGCUGUACGGCAUGGGCCUCCCCCUGCUCGUCCCCAGCGAGAGCCUGCUGCCCCUCAUGAUCAGGCUGGGAUACACGAACCUCAGGGACUUCGCACGGACGCGACCUGGUUGGACCGUGCCUGCCGACGAGCUGGGCUGCAUGUGGACAGAGGAAUGCCUCUGCGCCGACAUCGAGCGGAUUCUGGACUGGAUGAAGAAUUGGUGUUUUCUCAGCUGCGUGUGGGAGCUGCGGUGGUGGUCCUCCCUGACGGACUACGCGCGCAUGCCCCACCUGCUCCGGUGGUCCUCCUUCCCGGAGCUGAUGGCGCGCCUGGUCCACACCGACCUGCCAGGCCUCUCCGCGCGCAUGCGCCGAGAGAGCAACGUGCUGCUCGUCCGCAGCGCCGAUUUCUGGCGCGGAGCCUUGGCGCGCGCCAUGAUGAGUUGACGGGCGGCGCGUGCGCGGAGCAGUA
This is a messenger RNA of Prorocentrum cordatum, 724 nucleotides long. Lineage: Eukaryota; Dinophyceae; Prorocentrales; Prorocentraceae. The record is from the annotation of a GenBank genome assembly.